This is a messenger RNA of Nicotiana tabacum (common tobacco), 823 nucleotides long. Lineage: Eukaryota; Viridiplantae; Streptophyta; Magnoliopsida; Solanales; Solanaceae. The record is from RefSeq and is a predicted model, not a curated record.
AUGGCAAAUCUUCGUAGAUGCCAACAGCAGCAGCUGCAGAAGAAAUCAGUACGAAUUCGCAAAGGGAAGAGAGUUGUGAAGCCGUCAAAGCAGAUGGAUAUUGUUGAUCAUCAGGCAUUAAUCUCUGAUCCUUACUUCAAUUUGAAGCAUCUCACCAAGAAUAACCAGAAACUUCUUGUUUGCCAGUCAUGGCCUGGUUGGGGUGAUAUGGAACGUACCAUCAAAUUUAGCUUCUAUUCUUCUCCUUUAUCGAAUGUACAACAACUCAAUUCAUGUCUUUCAAAGUAUGUACAAGAACUCGAUUGCCCUUCAACCUUCAAACCAAAUGAGGGCCAAUUAUUUUGUAGUUUCAAUGGGUUGGUUGUUCUCGGAUUUUAUAGUUAUAGUACAUUUGAUCAACAACUUUAUCUAUGGAACCCUUCCACAAGAGAGUCGACACUUCUUCCCCAUUCAGAAUUUACACAGAGGUGGACUAUGAUCGGAUUCGGAUGUGACGCGACAAGUGAUGGGUACAAGCUCCUUAAGUGGACCGUGCUUAAAGGAGGACACUCCAUUCAAGUUCUCUCGCUAAAAAGUGGUUCUUGGAGAAAUAUUUUGUACCGUCCAACUACCAUUGCCAUUUGCCCUGGGCGGGGAAGGAAACUUCCGAUUUUUCCUUACCUAAAUGACAAUUGGUAUACGGAUCCUAUGGUAUUUGUUCAUGGAGCAUUUCAUUGGCUUGGUAUGACAGUAGCAAGAACUUAUCAUUUGGUUUCAUUUAAUUCUUCAAAUGAGGUGUACGGAGAGAUACCUUUGCUAGAGCAAAUGCACAUAACUAAUGAAG